CACCAUGGCUAGAAUAACACAGCGACUAGACAAGCAUUCUGAGGCGCAGCUCUUUGAGUUCUUUACAGGCCACGUGAAGUUCAGUUUGCUCCACAAGGGCAGUGUCCAUGGGUUCAGUGUCAGCCAAGUACAGGAGAAGUGUGCCAAGCAAGGUCACAUCAUGCUGGUGGUCUAUAAUAAGAGAGGUAUCAUUGUGGGGGUCUACAGCUGCAAGGGGCUGGUGGAGUCCUCAUACACUGGAUGUGACUUCUAUUUCAGUCCUUUUCAGAAUAAGCUUAAGAAGUCAUCAAUUAACAAAGUGAGCUGUCAAGCGAAUUGUAUAACGGUUGAUGAUGUCAUCACAAUGAAGGAGAUUUCAAACAACGAGCAAAAUAUUUCAGUGACCUUCAUUAAGAGGAAUUAUACAACUGACGAGCUGGAGGUGUAUCGAGUUGAAGACCUCGGUCCUUUCCUGCCCAUCCCCUGGCAAGAGCUUAUCUGGACAACACAGAAGAGCAGUCAAAUGAGGAACGCCAUCGUCUCCUACAAGCCACCCACCAACUUGGUCACCCAGACGCGUGUGCUUCUUGUGGGUCCGGUGGGGGCAGGCAAGUCCAGCUUCAUCAGCUCCGUCUACUCUGUUCUGGAAGGCGCUGUCACCUGUCAGACGAUAGGCGGCACGGAGAAGGCUCAGAGUUUCACCACAAAGUUUAGAUCGUACAACAUCAAAGCUGUCCGAGGUGGAAAGGCGACCUCUUUAGUUUUGUGCGACAUGAUGGGGAUGGGAGAUGCGGAAGUGUCUGGAGUGAAUGUGAAGGAUGUGCUGGAGGUGAUCAAGGGACACGUGCCAGAGAGGUACAAGUUCAAUCCGUCAGAAGCCAUUUCCCAGGACUCCACAGGCUAUGUCAGUGAACCAACAUUGAAGCAUAAAAUUGCUUGCGUGGUUUUUGUGUUCAGCGCCAAAGACUUGAAUGGCUACUCUAAAACUCUCCUGGAUAACCUGAAGGAGCUGCAGCUGCAUAUCAGAGACCUUGGAGUCCCACUUGUUGCUCUUUUGACUCACACCGAUAAAGUCUGCCAUGUCGUUAACCAAAAUGCAAGCAUGAUGUACUUUAGCAGGCACGUCCAGGACAAGGUCCACACUGUUGUUAAUCUGUUCGGCCUGCCCUUGUCCUGCAUCUUCCCAGUGAAAAACUACUCAUCCAAGCUGAUGUUGGACUGCAACACUGACAUCCUCAUCCUCAACACUCUGGAGCUCAUCCUGCGAUACACUGACUUGUUUUAUGAGGACUGUGAGGUCUUCACGGCUGAUAAGUCAUAAGAGUUUAAGAUGGUGACUCCCUGUCAACUGCUGAUUGAUCAGACACAUUUAUUUGUGAAUUAUCUGAACCAGUCCAUAAUAAAUCAUGACACCUCGAGGUUAUCAUUCUCAAGGUGCCCAUUCCAAGCCUA
Polypterus senegalus (gray bichir) is the source of this 1431-nucleotide messenger RNA. RefSeq names its product interferon-induced protein 44-like. The transcript is spliced from 7 exons. The record is from RefSeq and is a predicted model, not a curated record. The coding region runs from base 5 to 1300 and encodes 431 amino acids. NCBI's taxonomy places the organism in Eukaryota, Metazoa, Chordata, Cladistia, Polypteriformes, Polypteridae.